Molecule: messenger RNA, 2928 nt
Organism: Pan troglodytes (chimpanzee)
Lineage: Eukaryota; Metazoa; Chordata; Mammalia; Primates; Hominidae
Gene: LOXL3
Product: lysyl oxidase like 3
Exons: 15
Coding region: 195-2456 (753 amino acids)
Biological process (GO): inflammatory response; collagen fibril organization; peptidyl-lysine oxidation
Cellular component (GO): membrane
Molecular function (GO): protein-lysine 6-oxidase activity; copper ion binding
Source: RefSeq, a predicted model, not a curated record
GGGAGGCGGGGCGGGAGGCGGGGUCGGGUUCCCUGGAGGAGUUUCCGCCCCUCCCCGGCCCCCGCCGGCAGCCGCUGGGGGGGUCACGGUGGGGUGAGGGAGAGGAGCGAGAAGGAAUGCCCUAGGACUGAUCUCCAGGACCAGCACUCUUCUCCCAGCCCUUAGGGUCCUGCUCGGCCAAGGCCUUCCCUGCCAUGCGACCUGUCAGUGUCUGGCAGUGGAGCCCCUGGGGGCUGCUGCUGUGCCUGCUGUGCAGUUCGUGCUUGGGGUCUCCGUCCCCUUCCACGGGCCCUGAGAAGAAGGCCGGGAGCCAGGGGCUUCGGUUCCGGCUGGCUGGCUUCCCCAGGAAGCCCUACGAGGGCCGCGUGGAGAUACAGCGAGCUGGUGAAUGGGGCACCAUCUGCGAUGAUGACUUCACGCUGCAGGCUGCCCACGUCCUCUGCCGGGAGCUGGGCUUCACAGAGGCCACAGGCUGGACCCACAGUGCCAAAUAUGGCCCUGGAACAGGCCGCAUCUGGCUGGACAACUUGAGCUGCAGUGGGACCGAGCAGAGUGUGACUGAAUGUGCCUCCCGGGGCUGGGGGAACAGUGACUGUACGCACGAUGAGGAUGCUGGGGUCAUCUGCAAAGACCAGCGCCUCCCUGGCUUCUCGGACUCCAAUGUCAUUGAGGUAGAGCAUCACCUGCAAGUGGAGGAGGUGCGAAUUCGACCCGCCGUUGGGUGGGGCAGACGACCCCUGCCCGUGACGGAGGGGCUGGUGGAAGUCAGGCUUCCUGACGGCUGGUCGCAAGUGUGCGACAAAGGCUGGAGCGCCCACAACAGCCACGUGGUCUGCGGGAUGCUGGGCUUCCCCAGCGAAAAGAGGGUCAACGCGGCCUUCUACAGGCUGCUAGCCCAACGGCAGCAACACUCCUUUGGUCUGCAUGGGGUGGCGUGCGUGGGCACGGAGGCCCACCUCUCCCUCUGUUCCCUGGAGUUCUAUCGUGCCAAUGACACCGCCAGGUGCCCUGGGGGGGCCCCUGCGGUGGUGAGCUGUGUGCCAGGCCCUCUCUACGCGGCGUCCAGUGGCCAGAAGAAGCAACAACAGUCGAAGCCUCAGGGGGAGGCCCGUGUCCGUCUAAAGGGCGGCGCCCACCCUGGAGAGGGCCGGGUAGAAGUCCUGAAGGCCAGCACAUGGGGCACAGUCUGUGACCGCAAGUGGGACCUGCAUGCAGCCAGCGUGGUGUGUCGGGAGCUGGGCUUCGGGAGUGCCCAAGCAGCUCUGAGUGGCGCUCGCAUGGGGCAGGGCAUGGGUGCUAUCCACCUGAGUGAAGUUCGCUGCUCUGGACAGGAGCUCUCCCUCUGGAAGUGCCCCCACAAGAACAUCACAGCUGAGGAUUGUUCACAUAGCCAGGAUGCCGGGGUCCGGUGCAACCUACCUUACACUGGGGCAGAGACCAGGAUCCGACUCAGUGGGGGCCGCAGCCAACAUGAGGGGCGAGUCGAGGUGCAAAUAGGGGGACCUGGGCCCCUUCGCUGGGGCCUCAUCUGUGGGGAUGACUGGGGGACCCUGGAGGCCAUGGUGGCCUGUAGGCAACUGGGUCUGGGCUACGCCAACCACGGCCUGCAGGAGACCUGGUACUGGGACUCUGGGAAUAUAACAGAGGUGGUGAUGAGUGGAGUGCGCUGCACAGGGACUGAGCUGUCCCUGGAUCAGUGUGCCCAUCAUGGCACCCACAUCACCUGCAAGAGGACAGGGACCCGCUUCACUGCUGGAGUCAUCUGUUCUGAGACUGCAUCAGAUCUGUUGCUGCACUCAGCACUGGUGCAGGAGACCGCCUACAUCGAAGACCGGCCCCUGCAUAUGUUGUACUGUGCUGCGGAAGAGAACUGCCUGGCCAGCUCAGCCCGCUCAGCCAACUGGCCCUAUGGUCACCGGCGUCUACUCCGAUUCUCCUCCCAGAUCCACAACCUGGGACGAGCUGACUUCAGGCCCAAGGCUGGGCGCCACUCCUGGGUGUGGCACGAGUGCCAUGGGCAUUACCACAGCAUGGACAUCUUCACUCACUAUGAUAUCCUCACCCCAAAUGGCACCAAGGUGGCUGAGGGCCACAAAGCUAGUUUCUGUCUCGAAGACACUGAGUGUCAGGAGGAUGUCUCCAAGAGGUAUGAGUGUGCCAACUUUGGAGAGCAAGGCAUCACUGUGGGUUGCUGGGAUCUCUACCGGCAUGACAUUGACUGUCAGUGGAUUGACAUCACGGAUGUGAAGCCAGGAAACUACAUUCUCCAGGUUGUCAUCAACCCAAACUUUGAAGUAGCAGAGAGUGACUUUACCAACAAUGCAAUGAAAUGUAACUGCAAAUAUGAUGGACAUAGAAUCUGGGUGCACAACUGCCACAUUGGUGAUGCCUUCAGUGAAGAGGCCAACAGGAGGUUUGAACGCUACCCUGGCCAGACCAGCAACCAGAUUAUCUAAGUGCCACUGCCCUCUGCAAACCACCACUGGCCCUAAUGGCAGGGGUCUGAGGCUGCCAUUACCUCAGGAGCUUACCAAGAAACCCAUGUCAGCAACCGCACUCAUCAGACCAUGCACUAUGGAUGUGGAACUGUCAAGCAGAAGUUUUCACCCUCCUUCAGAGGCCAGCUGUCAGUAUCUGUAGCCAAGCAUGGGAAUCUUUGCUCCCAGGCCCAGCACCGAGCAGAACAGACCAGAGCCCACCACACCACAAAGAGCAGCACCUGACUAACUGCCCACAAAAGAUGGCAGCAGCUCAUUUUCUUUAAUAGGAGGUCAGGAUGGUCAGCUCCAGUAUCUCCCCUAAGUUUAGGGGGAUACAGCUUUACCUCUAGCCUUUUGGUGGGGGAAAAGAUCCAGCCCUCCCACCUCAUUUUUUACUAUAAUAUGUUGCUAGGUAUAAUUUUAUUUUAUAUAAAAAGUGUUUCUGUGA